CAGUAAUUUCUAAGACGGAAGUGAUUGUAACGAUCCGACCUACAGAAGCAGUACAUAAGCACUGUACACUGUUGUGUAAGGAACACAUAGCGAUGGAAGUUCUGUAGCUUCAUGGGUUUGUGGAAAAAUUACUCAGCGUCGAUGCUGCUGCCAUGGCGAUCCCUGCCUCAGUGUGUGGCAGUGGGAAGACGUGCUGCCUCUUCAGUUCCUGUCGGCGCACUAGACUUUGUUCCAUCCAGCAGCUCGGCAGACAGGAGCUCGUUGGAGCAGCUCCAGACGUUCGUAUCACAAGCCUCACGUCUCUUUGUGUUAACUGGAGCAGGUAUGUCGACUGAGUCAGGAAUCCCUGACUAUCGUUCAGAACGUGUGGGGCUAUAUGCACGCACAAAUCGCAGGCCAAUGCAGCACACCGAGUUCAUGUGCAGUUCCAGGGCUCGGCAGCGCUACUGGGCCCGCAAUUAUGUGGGCUGGCCGCUGUUCUCUUCCCACCUGCCAAAUUCAGCUCACUAUACCCUGAGGGACUGGGAGGAGAAAGGCAAAGUUCACUGGCUUGUCACUCAAAACGUGGAUGCUUUACAUUCAAAGGCAGGACACCAGAGACUGACUGAGCUUCAUGGCUGUUCACACAGGGUGGUGUGUAUGGGCUGUGGGCAGCUGACUGCACGGAAGGAGAUGCAGAAGCGUUUUGCUGCACUGAACCCUGGCUGGGAGGCAAGCGCAGGCGAGGUGGCACCGGACGGAGACGUGAUGUUGGCGGAUGAACAGGUGCUGCAGUUCAGGGUUCCCUCCUGCCAGUCCUGCGGUGGCAUCCUUAAGCCUGCUGUGACGUUUUUUGGUGACACGGUGGACCGAGCAACUGUGCAGUUUGUGCAUGAGAGGCUGGCUGAGGCUGAUGCUGUGCUUGUGGCUGGAUCCUCACUGCAGGUGUAUUCUGGGUACCGUUUCCUGUUAGCAGCCAGCGAGAGACGACUCCCAGUGGCCAUUGUGAACAUUGGUCCUACGAGAGCUGACCACCUUGCUGAGCUUAAAGUGAGCGCUCGAUGUGGAGAAGUGCUGCCAAUCCUCAGUGUCAGCUAAGACCAAGAACAGCCAAUGCAUGGAACAUUUUCCCCACUUUCAGUGGUACUGAAACUCAGAAACCUUGGCAUGACGACUUAUAAAAAUUGUUGGACUCUACCUCACUGUGCAAUGAUGGGAAGAAUACAAACUGACUUAAUUAUCUAUUAUUGCUAGCAAUAGCCAUGUUUUAAAUGAUCUAGCUUGUUUCAUUUACUUUAACCCACAUGAUUGAAAAGAACGAAUGUUAGAAGGGAAAAUGUAGAGGGUAGAGGGUUUUUAAUGCAGAGAGACCUUAUAAGACUUGAUAACUGUCACUCCUUUUUUUAACUGUUCUAUUAACUGCAACUCAGGGUAACUCGAGUGAAAGUCAGAAAUGUGUAUUGUUAUUAGGCUUUUUAACUGUAGUGAUGGAAUGUUUUUAAUUAGUUUACUGCCUACUAAAUAGGACUAACUGAUGGGUCACUGGACAUUAGCCUUAAUUCAUGUUAAAGUACAUGCAAACUGUUUUAAAAAUAAAAUAACAUUUGCGGUGGAUUCAUAUGAUAAUACAGAGAGUUAGCUGUUUGUGGUUGCAUAGUCUCAUAUCUGAUAUUCAGCUCAUUAUCUCAUUGUUGAGUAAUACUCAAUAUUUAGGACACAUGUAUGCAUUUAGGCUUGUACCUCUGAACUUUAAAAUGUGAUUUGUAAAUGGUUAACUGCUGUUCAAUGGCUAUUUCUGGUUUUUGGGUCAAAUUUUGGGUUAAAAAAAGAAACCUUUAAUAAUUAAAAGCCUUUCUUUGUAUUUCUGCAAAAAAUAUAAAUAAAUAAAUUUGGGGAGAGUUAGAUUUCAAUAAAUAAGCUCGAAUAAACUUGAACCUGUGGCAAAUGCCAUAAGAACAA
Messenger RNA from Pangasianodon hypophthalmus (striped catfish), 1938 nucleotides. RefSeq names its product sirtuin 4 (gene sirt4). NCBI's taxonomy places the organism in Eukaryota, Metazoa, Chordata, Actinopteri, Siluriformes, Pangasiidae. Bases 112 to 1077 code for a protein of 321 amino acids. The record is from RefSeq and is a predicted model, not a curated record. Gene Ontology annotation, molecular function: NAD+ binding; NAD-dependent protein lysine deacetylase activity. The transcript has 4 exons.